This is a messenger RNA of Erythranthe guttata (spotted monkey flower), 1498 nucleotides long. Its product is annotated as initiation factor 4A-like protein. NCBI's taxonomy places the organism in Eukaryota, Viridiplantae, Streptophyta, Magnoliopsida, Lamiales, Phrymaceae. The record is from RefSeq and is a predicted model, not a curated record.
CACGUGACAUCAUCGGUUCAAAUAUCCUCGCCGGGGACUGUGCGUGCAAAGGAACAAAACGUUAGGGAGUGGAAUGCAAAUUUACCUUAUUUUUGGUCCUCGCUAUAAUAAAGAGAAAACGAAGUGGUGCCCGUCGGCCGUCGGGAAUUCCGAAGGCAACCUGAACAGUAAACGAAGCGAAGAGCAAAGUUUCGGCGGCGAUUCUGCAAACGAAAAGAUAUACGAAAUGGACGCCACCGAAUCUCCUCUGUCAACAUCUCCUUCGCCGUCGUCUUCCUUCAGUCCACAGCGCCAUUUCUACCUUGCUGUUGACAGACUCCAAUUUAAGAUGGAAACUCUAGUGGAUCUCUUAGGCAUGGCUGGGCGGCGUCCUUGCCUUCCAAUGGUUGUUUGUUGCAGCACUCGUGAUGAACUCGAUGCCGUCUGCUCCUAUGUCUCAAAUCUGUCGUCUUAUAUUUCCGUUUCGUCGCUUUAUAGUGACCUUUCUGAAGCAGAUAGGGCGCGUGUACUGGAUAAUUUUAGGCAGGCAACUGUGAGAUGGAAUAGGUUGGGGAGAGAGGAAGAAGCUGAUAUGGAGGUGGAAAAGGAAGAGGAGAACAAAUCACAAUUGAUUGUUGUGACGGAUGCCUGCCUUCCUCUUCUUGCCUCCUCGGAGUUGCCUGUUUCUGCUCGUAUUUUGAUCAAUUAUGAACUGCCAAACAAGAAGGAGACAUAUAUGAGGCGCAUGGCUGCUUGUCUCUCAGCAGAUGGGAUAGUGAUUAGCAUGGUUGUUGGUGGGGAAGUGGUUAUUCUUAAAAGUCUUGAAGAAAGCAGUGGUCUGUUCAUAGCUGAAAUGCCUAUACACAUUUUUGAGAUGAUUUGAAAAUAUCAACCCUCUUGGAUGCCAGAAAAUAUGUAAGCAAUUAUGGAAGUAUCUCAAAAUAGUCAAAGAACUGCUGGAUUAUUUUGAAAUGUGAUGAAGUGUCAAGCACUCGAACAUGGCCUUUUCUCAUGGUAGCCUUCGUUUGAUAUCUGCUAGCAAAAAGUAGGUUAGCCCUUUCUUGACGAAAUAAAUGGGAAAAAAAAAAUCUUUUUCGACGGUGAAAUUUUCCAUGGAUCUAUCAAGGCUGUCUAUUUAGAGUAGAACAGAGUCAAACAAUACCGUCUUAAUUUGUUAAAUGGUUCAUUGUAUCUUAUUCUACAUGUUCAAAUUAGAAAACUUCAGCAUCUUUUCGAAUUCGGUAUGAAAUUGACGAGUCAGAAGCUUUAGUUUUCAUGUUAGAGACACCACAUGUGAAGUUUUGUCCCUGUUUUGCCCGUUUCGAGCAAUUAAACUGGAGAGGUAGGCAUAUAAGAAAGCAAGAUCUUGUCCGGCUUUACGGAAGUAAGACAGAAAAAUAGGAAUAAUGAGAUAUGGUCCCCUAUAUUUUGUUUACGAUCAUAUAUUGGUCAAUAAUGUUUGUAUUAUUUCUGUUGCACAUCGGUUUCCAUUAAGGUAAUGAUACGUAACUUUCGGUGG